This is a messenger RNA of Staurois parvus, 369 nucleotides long. The record is from the annotation of a GenBank genome assembly. NCBI's taxonomy places the organism in Eukaryota, Metazoa, Chordata, Amphibia, Anura, Ranidae.
CCCACCUGUGCCCAGCAGUGCCCCCACCUGUGCCACUCUGCAGUGCCCCCACCUGUGCCACUCUGCAGUGCCACCUACCUGUGCCCAGCAGUGCCACCUACAUGUGCCCAGCAGUGCCACCCACCUGUGCCCACCCACCUGUGCCCACCAGCGCCACCCACCUGUGCCCACCAGUGCCACCCACCUGUGCCCACCCACCAGUGCUGUCCACCAGUGCCACCCACCAGUGCCACCCACCAGUGCUGCCAUCAGUGCCGCCAGUCAGUGCCCAGAAGUGAUGCCAGUCAGUGCCGUCUAUCAGUACCCAUCAUCAGUGUCACCUAUCAGUGCCGCCUAUCAGUGCUGCAUAUCAGUGCCGCCUAUCCGUGA